Penicillium psychrosexuale is the source of this 3009-nucleotide messenger RNA. RefSeq lists its product as uncharacterized. Gene Ontology annotation, molecular function: myosin II binding; GTPase activator activity; syntaxin binding. NCBI's taxonomy places the organism in Eukaryota, Fungi, Ascomycota, Eurotiomycetes, Eurotiales, Aspergillaceae. The coding region runs from base 1 to 3009 and encodes 1002 amino acids. Gene Ontology annotation, cellular component: cytoplasm; plasma membrane. The transcript is spliced from 7 exons. The record is from RefSeq and is a predicted model, not a curated record. Gene Ontology annotation, biological process: establishment of cell polarity; regulation of exocytosis; regulation of protein secretion.
AUGGCUCAGUUCCUGCGAGGAAAGCAAGCUGGUAUACAGAAGGACCUGUCCGAGGGCUUGUCCCCGGACUUGUUCCUCCUGGACGAUUUCGCACGAUGCGGUGUGAAUUCGCAGAUUAGUACUAUCGCAUACGAUCCCAUACAAUCCCUCAUCGCGGUCGGUACCGGUGAUACCCAGUUCGGCAGCGGGCAGAUCUAUGUCUUUGGGCAACGCCGGGUUUCGGUGGUCUUUGAGUUCCCGCGAAAAGCGUCCGCGCGGUUCCUUCAGUUUUGCGCCGACAAAUUGGUCAGCAUCGACUCCAAGAAUGAAAUCUGCAUAUUCUCCUUGGUGACUGGACGCAUGGUGGUUUCCUAUACGCCACCGGGCCAGGUAACUGCCUUGCUAACGGACCCGUGCUUGGAUUAUGCCUUUAUCGGCAUGCAGAAUGGGAAAAGAAAAGAACUGAAGAUUGACCUGUGGAUAGGUGAAAUUAUUGCUUACGAUCUCGACCGAGAGUCCUUGACGCCGUUCAAAGUCCCGAAUUUGUGGUUGGAACGAAAUCCCCGCGCGCGGUUCUUUCCCGUCGUAUCUCUGGAGUUCUCACCGCGAGACAUUGGCAAGAUCCUAGUGGGAUAUCCAGAGGGAGCAGUGACAUUUUCAUUCAAGCAAAAUAUUGCUCAAAAGUACUUUGUCUAUGAAAUCCCUCCUGGGGCACCAGGUGGAGACUCCCUACCGGCCCACGACGUGCGCAGACCCAAAUUGACAAAAGCGAUCUGGCAUCCCAACGGGAUCUUUAUUUUGACCGUUCAUGAUGAUUCAAGUCUAGUGCUCUGGGAUACAAAGGAUGGCCGUAGGCUUCAUGCCCGGACUGUCCAGGUACCCAAUGUCGACCAACCCGGUGCUGCUGGCAGACCGGGCUCACCUGGGGAGGGUGUUGGACCCAAGGAGCCGAUCACAAAGGCUAUUUGGUGCACCAAAGAUAACCCGGAAGACACUGGUCUUUUGGUGGCUGGUGGUCGACCAGUAGGUGAUCAGAGCAAGGGCCUCGUUUUCCUGGACAUGGGGACAACCCCCAACUAUCAGACAUCCUCCUGGCAGAUACUGUCUACUUACCUCGAGCGGCCACGGCGACAAAUAAACCUAUCAAUCCCACCGGGAGCUAAGGUUGUUGACUUUUGCCUCAUCCCCCGAUCCUCGCCCUAUUUCAAUGGCGCCCAUGAUCCAAUCGCACUUAUCGCUAUGCUAUCCUCGGGUGAAAUUAUUUCCUUGAGCUUCCCCAGCGGACACGCAAUUACUCCCACUAACAUGCUUCAUCCGUUCCUCACCUUCGUCCAUCCCUUUGUAAACAAAGCUGUGCUUACUCCAGUUGAUCGAUCAGUGUGGCUUGGUCUGAGAGAGCGCCGGAUGCAGGGACCCAGAUUUGUGAUGGGCGGCGUAGAAGCAAAGAACACUUUCAAGCGAUUUGAGAGCCGGAAUAUCAUUUCGACCGCACACGCAGAUGGAACCGUCCGUGUCUGGGACUGUGGGCACGGUGAUGAAAUUGAGAACAGCGACGUCGUUCAAAUUGAUCUUGCCCGUGCCAUAGGCCGAGUCAACAAUAUCGAAGUGACCGAAAUUUCUCUCGCCAGCGGCUCAGGCGAGAUGUCUAUUGGACUCAAGACCGGAGAGCUUGCUGUCUUCCGAUGGGGCAAUAACCCCUCAUACGGGACUGAGGAGUCCCCCGGCGUCAAUCAACCGCCAGGGCAGCUGACCUCGAUAACUAAGCGAACAGAUCCUGGGCUCAAGACGGGAAUGAUACCUCUGACUCUUUUGGAUAUGCAACAAGGUCCAGUGACGGCGUUGAAGCAUGGGCAGGUGGGAUUUGUAGCGGUCGGUUACAAAAGCGGUACUUUGGUGAUUAUUGACCUGCGCGGGCCCGCCAUCAUACACACUGCACAUAUGUCAGACCUCCUCAAGGGACAGAAGCGGAGCGGGUUCCUCAAGAACCGUGCCUCGGACGAAGUCCAACCAGAAUGGCCCACUAAGAUUGAAUUUGGUGUGAUGACUUUGGACGGCGAAGACUACUCAAGCAUUUGCUGCUUUGUCGGCACGAACAAGGGCAAAGUCGCAACAUUCAAGAUCCUCCCUGGUUCCAACGGCACCUACGAAGCUGCUUUUGCUGGAUCAUCGGCCGUUGAAGACAGGGUAAUCAGUGUCAUCCCCAUCGAUGCUGAUUCUGGUGGCUCUGCUUUGGCCACACCAAGUGCAGUUGGAGGCUUGAGAACUGGUGCGAAAAUUAAUGGUGUCGUCAUUGCGGUGACUGCCUCUGGCUGUCGAAUCUUCAAGCCCCCAACAUCAAAGGGUGCUCACAAGGCAUGGGAUGACUGUCUUUGCGAUUCAGCAGCUGUCGUCAAGACUGAAGGACGGGGCUACAGCUUGGUUGGUCUCUUUGGUGACGGUAACGCGCGAGCAUUCUCGAUCCCCGCUCUUCGGGAUAUUGGUUGCACCAAGAUUGGCCAUAUUGCGGACAUUCGACGUCUCUCGGAAGCUUGCAUCACCCCUACUGGAAACGUCAUGACAUGGGUCGGCCCAUCAGAAGUUGGACUGUUCAAUGUCUGGGGAGGCGGAAACGUACUACAUCCUUCAAACGACAAGCUUUACAACCCAGCAGCUGUGGUUCCCUCGCGUCCUACCAUCACGAACGUGCAAUGGAUCUCCGGUACACAAUAUAUCUCGCCGGCUGAUAUGGACAUUUUAAUUGGCGGCCCAGACCGGCCACCAUCAAAGGAGAUGGUCGAACAAAUGAAAUUCGAAGAACAAGAACGUCGGAGAGCUCUAAAAGAAGGACGGAUUCCAACGGCACCUGUACAGGGCCAGGAAGGCUACUGGUCUUACAUGUCACGUCAAGUCCAAGAACGCACAGAGCGUCUCGGGAUUGUCGGAGAUAGCAUGGACAGGCUAGAGGAAAACAGCAGCGGCUUUGUUAACGAUGUUGGCAAAUACGUACAGUCACAAAAGAAGAAGGCUAUAUUGGGCGGGUUUGACGCUUAA